This is a messenger RNA of Brassica napus (rape), 1941 nucleotides long. RefSeq lists its product as uncharacterized. NCBI's taxonomy places the organism in Eukaryota, Viridiplantae, Streptophyta, Magnoliopsida, Brassicales, Brassicaceae. The record is from RefSeq and is a predicted model, not a curated record. Gene Ontology annotation, molecular function: catalytic activity. The transcript is spliced from 3 exons. Bases 1 to 1941 code for a protein of 646 amino acids.
AUGGUGUUGAAAGAACUCCAUUGGUUUCAAAGCUACAACUACGCUGCUGUUGUUCCCCAUAGCCCCGGAGGAGGAGGCCUCUUCCUUGCCUGGAAAAAAGACAUCGAUCUCACGGUUAAACAUGCAACAAACAAUUACAUUGAUACGAGGAUACUGUUUAAAGGCAUCAGUUUCCACGCAACCUUUGUGUACGGGGAGCCAGAGGUUUCAAAAAGAUUACAAGUUUGGAAUGAGAUAUCUAAUCUACACUCAACAAAUGGAGGACCAUGGUUUCUUACUGGAGAUUUCAAUGAAAUUAUUGACAACAGUGAAAAGAGCGGAUGCCCAGGUAGAGCAGAAGGAACCUUCGGAGCCUUUAGAUCCUUUCUUUCUCAAAACGAUCUUUUUGACCUCAAACACUCAGGCAGCUAUCUAUCUUGGAGGGGAAAGAGACAUACACACCUAGUCUUGUGCAGACUGGAUAGAGCUCUAAGCAACUGUGAUUGGGCUGAUCUAUUCCCAGCGUGUAGAAGUCAAUACCUCAAGUACGAAGGGUCUGAUCACAUACCUCUCCUCUCGCUCCUGGAUACAUCAAAAAAGAAAGGUGUAAAGAUCUUUAGAUUCGACAGACGACUAAAUGAUAACAUGGAAAUAAAGAAACUGGUAUCUUCAGUCUGGAUGAGAAAUGAAAACUUAUCAGUUGAGGCUCGACUCUCUUUAUGUCGUCAGGCCAUUUGCAAAUGGUGCAGAGAGUUCUACGAGAAUAGCCAGAAGGGCAUGGAGGACAUACGUAACAGACUUGAUGUCGCUCUGUCUGAUCUACAACCAGAUGAAGCUUUGAUUCAGAAGCUCAACUCAGACCUUCUCCAGCUCUACAAAGCAGAUGAAUAUUUCUGGAAACAAAGAAGCAGACAAUUAUGGUUAAGUCUGGGAGACUCAAACACGGGCUAUUUCCAUGCUAUCUCAAAGGAUGGCUUACCACACUACGAAGAAGAACAAAUAGAGAACAUCAUCUCCUCUUUCUACGCAGAUCUGUUCAAAUCAUCAGAGUAUCUCGGGAAUCGGAUAGUUCACGGGGCUAUACAACCUUGCAUAACAUCAGAGCAAAAUGAGAAACUGAUAGCUAUUCCACAAGAGAGAGAGAUCACCGAAGCCACAUUCUCGAUAAAUGGAGAAAAGGCGCUAGGACCAGAUGGCUUUUCAGCCAGUUUCUUUCACGCCAACUGGGAAGUAGUUGGUCCAGCAGUGAUCUCCGAGAUACAAGCCUUCUUCUCAACAGGUUUCCUUGCACCAUCAAUAAACAAGACUCAUGUCAGGCUCAUUCCAAAGGUUCUGGGAGCUAAAACGGUGGAAGAGUACAUGCCAAUUGCCUUAUGCAACAUUUACUACAAGAUCAUCUCUAAACUAAUCUCUAUCAGAUUAAAGAAUGUUCUUGGAUUAAAACAGAUAUGUCAAAAGCCUAUCGAAUGGCAGUUCAUCUCAGAUGUCCUAUACCGGUUUGGUUUCCAUGCAAUUUGGAUAAAUUGGAUCAUGCAAUGCAUCACUACAGUCUCCUACUCCUAUCUUAUAAAUGAAACAGUGUAUGGAAAUGUUUUACCUCUCCGAGGAAUCAGGCAAGGCGACCCACUAUCUCCUUAUGUGUUUAUCCUCUGCGGUGAAGUUCUCUCAGGGCUGUGUAGAGAGGUUGGGAGGAAAGGCCUACUUCAGGGUAUAAGAGUGGCACGAGGUUGUCCAAGAAUAAAUCAUCUGCUCUUCGCAGAUGAUACGAUGUUCUUCUGUCUUGCGUCUCAAUCAAAUUGCGAAGCACUCCAAGCAGUACUCACAGACUAUGGAAAAAGCUCUGGACAGAGGAUCAAUAAGAACAAGUUGUCUAUCACCUUCUCAAGUAAAACUCCCCCUGCAAUCAAAGAGAAUGCCAAAUCAGUAUUGGGAAUCACAAAGGAAGGGGGCUUAGGCAAGUAA